Penicillium manginii is the source of this 909-nucleotide messenger RNA. Its product is annotated as pirin family protein. The record is from RefSeq and is a predicted model, not a curated record. The transcript has a single exon. The coding region runs from base 1 to 909 and encodes 302 amino acids. NCBI's taxonomy places the organism in Eukaryota, Fungi, Ascomycota, Eurotiomycetes, Eurotiales, Aspergillaceae.
AUGUCCGCCGCCCGCGCCAUCCGCCAAGUCUUCCUGGCCAUCGAGCAAGCUGAAGGCGCAGGCGCCCGCGUCCGCCGCUCAAUCGGCACCCCCAAGCUCCGCAACUUCAGCCCAUUCCUAAUGCUAGACCACUUCACCAUCGGCAAGGGCGCCGGUUUCCCAGACCACCCCCACCGCGGCCAAGAAACAAUUACCUACCUACUCUCCGGCGGCGUCGACCACGAAGACUUCGCCGGCAACAGGGGCACGAUCGGACCCGGCGAUCUGCAAUUCAUGACAGCGGGCCGGGGAAUCAUGCACGCGGAGAUGCCGCACGAGAACGCGGACGGCAGUCCGAAUGUCGGCAUGCAGCUCUGGGUCGAUCUGCCGAAGGAGUUGAAGAUGUGCGAGCCGCGGUACCGGGAUCUGCGCAGUGGGGAAAUUCCCGUUGCGACUGUUGAUGAGGGCCGUGUUCGUGUGAAGGUUAUCUCGGGACAGUCGCAUGGGAUUGAUUCGGUGAGGGAUUUGGCGUAUACGCCGGUUUGGUUGCUUGAUGUUACCAUUGCGCCUGGGGGAAGUAUUAAGCAGCCGCUGCCGGUUGGGUGGAAUACGUUUGCUUAUACGCUUGAGGGGGAGGUGGUUUUUGGGUCGAAUGAUGCUACGCAACGGGUGAAGGAGUUUCAUAAUGUUGUUUUUGAGCAGAGUGGGGAUUUUGUGGAGGCUUCUGUUCCUAGGGAUGCGGAGGGUGGGGCGAGGUUUAUCGUUGUUUCGGGUCAGCCGCUUGAUCAGAAGGUUGUGCAGUAUGGGCCUUUUGUGCUGAAUAGUCAGGAGGAGGUUUAUCAGGCUAUGGUUGAUUUUCAGAGUGCGCAGAAUGGGUUUGAGAAGUCGCGGAAUUGGCAGAGUGAGAUUGGGAAGCGGAUGGGGAACUGA